GCCUACCUUUAUUGGACAGAACUAGCUCUCCAUAACCAGAGCUAAUCAAACAAGUCGAGCUGCGUAUUGUUGGUUCUUACAAUGCGACUAUUUCCUGUGUUUAAACACCAAACAGGGAUUUAGAUUCUCAUGUAAUGAAUAACUCCAAGCCUAGUAAUUGCAGUUUUGCCUGUUUUUGAUUCCACAGAGCUGAAUGAAAAUUGCAAUGCUGUGCCUGCGUGGGGCACCGCGUACCGAGGAGUCGGAAAUCCUAGACAUCAAAAAGAUUUUAGAAGAUUUUGCCUGGAACAAUUUUAAGUCUACUCAGGGUGUAUGUGCUAAAACAUUUUUACGUCGACGAGAUUUUAUUGUCGAUGUUCCUCUGAAUUUCUACCACACAGAAGACGUCAACCAACAGCUGACUCCUCGUCAACUCAAGAAAGAACCUUCACGCUCAGGAUAUGAUCACAAACAUGGCGACCAUACUUCAGACCUCAGAACUGAAUUCCGUAAUAACACGGAAACAAAUCAAACGUACAAAUUCAGAUUUGAGCGCACGCGUAAAGCAAGUGUGACUGUUACGUUCCAGAAAGGUUUCACAUUUGGUGGGAAAGCCCAUUUUUCUCUUGGACUUCCCGUUGCUGGAGGAAGGUCCUCUGGCGACGUAAACAUGACCUUGCAAGUCACGAAGACCGAUGCCGAGAAUUUUGAGGAUACGUUGGUGUUGGAAACUACGAGUGAUAUUUCUGUAGAGAAAAAACACAGCUAUAUCACAGGAGUGAUUUUAAAGCACAGAGAUGUAUCUUAUGACUUCACUCUGGACACAAUCAUAACUAUGCCUCUAAACAAAGCACCCGUCGCGAUUAGGAAACGCAAAGGCGGCGAGGUCUUGUCCUCAUUUUACAUCGAGAAUUUAAAGGAUGUUUUUUUGGACUUUCCGAAUGUUGAAUUUAUUCCGCAACGCUCCGCUGAUGGCAAAUCUCAAAGAUACUCCGUAAAAAUCAGGACUUCUGGGAUCGUGGAAGGGGUGCAACUUUCUGAUCAAGAGAUUUUCUUAGACUCUAAAAAGAUAGAGAGUGAGGACAAGUCUACAUCAACCCUUGACAUCGUUCCACCGACACUUGCUCGCCCAACGGACUUGGGAACACCCAUCACCCCGUCAACAACCAGUAAGGACGACACCAGCGUAAAAGUCACAACUGACGACACCACGGAUGCCAAAGCAGCGGACCGUUUAAAAGAUCCACAAACGGCCACUGAGAGACGAACAUCCUUUAAACGUUUCAAUCAAUUUGGAGAGAAUUAUACAAGUCUAACUGCCAGUUCCCCCGAAACGAAGAUACUUCAGACGCCCAAAAUACCCACAAUUAUUAAAACCUCUCCUACAACACCUCGAGUUUCUCCAGUUCCUACUGAUAGCGAAGCCGCAUUUCCUAAACAUCGACUAAGGGAAGUGACACCCAAAAGAAGCACGCGUCCUAAGAGUCCACUUCUAAUGAACAGCCCAUCGUCUUUCCAAGGUACCAGUCCACAGACUCAAAGACCAAAAUUAUCGAAAAUGACCAGUGUUUGAUGAUGCGCACAGGCAACCUAUCGUCGUGGUUCUCUCUAUAAUUUCUCUUUAUAACCAUAGCAACACUUAACGAGGUCGUGUUUAUAGUUAUAGGUGGAUAAAUAUCUUGGAUUUAGGAAACUAUAAAGUGUGAAAUUGAAUUAAUCUGAUACUCAAUAGAUCCGAUAUUUAAUUAGUUUUGGGAUUAGAUUUGGUGUUGUUUCGAAAGUUUAAACAGAAGUCGAUUUGUUAACUGAUUUUAGUUUCAUUCUUGGCUGACUGUGUGAACAGUAGAAAACACAAUCGGUUACAUCUCAACACUGGAUUUACUUAUGGACGUUACAUUUUCAACGAAGACAGGUUGUCAUUCCAUAAACACAAUCAACGUAUAAAUCAAUCAAAUCAACUUAUUGAUUUUUUACCGAACCUAAUCUAGGAAUGUUAAUCCAACACAUUCUAGGUUAUCUUUCUUUAUAUUAUAGACAAUUUUCGCACCACAAUAAAAAAGACAUCGGACGGCCGAUUGGCCAUAAGGGCAAUGGGCGAUACACAGUUGGCUUGGUCAGCUGGGUAGUAACUGAGCCGAUGAGCUGGAUAGAACAAGAUACCCCGGCUGAAAAGAAAUAUUUUUUCUAUUUUCUCAGAUAAGCAAUUUGUGAAUAAUGGGCCGAUCUAGCUGGAGAAUAAUGCCCGAGUCUUAAUAAUGGGUCGACGUAGUAGGAGAAUGAUGCCCGAUUUGUAAUAAUGGGCUGACCUGGUAGGAAAGUGAUGCCCGAUUUGUAAUAAUGGGCCGACCUAGUGAGAGAAUGAUGCCCGGAUCCGUUUUAAGAUCCAGUUCGCUACUACACUAAAUGCAUGGAGCACUAACAUUCACUAAAUGAGUCCAGAAUGAGCUUGUGAUAAGCCUUUUUUUUACACGCACUGUAGUUUUAAUCAUCUCUCAUCUUCCUCGGCUGUGCUCAAUUGAAUUUAAAACACACUUUCAUAUUCCUCUAGUUGGAAGGGAUAAGGGUUGGGAGGGGCCUCAUAAGGGGAAUAACCUAGGCCUCUCUUCAUCCUGCACUGACCCUAGGAUGAGCUUGUUUACAACUACAUUUAAAAGAAGUGCACUUCUAUGUAUCGAUCAGCUGGUGGUUUGUUUGACACGUGGUUUUAUUUUUGUUUACGCGUGUUAUAUUUUGUGUCACGUGAUAUCUUACACUUUAUUUUGUGUUUUUAUGGAAUUUACUACAACUCGUGUUAAAUAUAUGAUAUAAGUGAUCCCUGUCAUGUGAUACAUGUGUAUUACCCGCGUGUUCUAUCCACUUCCUACUAUCACAAUUUUCACCACUCGGGACUUUUCGGUUAUUUACGUACGUGACUGUACAAAUUUUCUAUAAGGAUUAAAUACCUGCUAUCAUAAUUUUUACCACUCGAUGUUUAUUUAAUGUUUCACCAUUUGGAGGUUUUCGGCAAGUUUUGCAAGUGAAUAUCUGUAAGGAUUAAAACCCAGUUUAUAUAAUACUUUCACCGUUCGGAUAUUUCCGGAAACAUGGUUCUAUUUAAUCAUUAUUCAGUAAUUAAUUUUAAUGAGAUAUUGUUUGUUUUUAUAAAAGAAAUUGAUCACCAUGGUAAUAAUUAAAGAUUAUACCAGUCAA
Molecule: messenger RNA, 3168 nt
Organism: Patella vulgata (common limpet)
Lineage: Eukaryota; Metazoa; Mollusca; Gastropoda; Patellidae
Exons: 2
Coding region: 194-1552 (452 amino acids)
Source: RefSeq, a predicted model, not a curated record